Molecule: messenger RNA, 969 nt
Organism: Vombatus ursinus (common wombat)
Lineage: Eukaryota; Metazoa; Chordata; Mammalia; Diprotodontia; Vombatidae
Product: collagen alpha-1(III) chain-like
Exons: 2
Coding region: 1-969 (322 amino acids)
Source: RefSeq, a predicted model, not a curated record
AUGCCCCAGCGGGGUCCCGCGCCCCAGCCCCGCCAGCGUGGGAGGGAAGGGGGCGUGAGAGGUGUUAGGGAGGUCCCUCCGCCAGGGACCGGGCACGGCCAAGGGGCGGGGUCAGGCCCUCCCCUCUCUAUGCCUCAGUUUCCUCAUCUGGAAAACGAAGGCGUGGAACCAGGGGGUGGACUCUCGGUGGUCGCUUUCAACCAUAAGCCCGGAUCCCAGCGCGGAAGCCCGGGCACCCGGUCGCCCCCUCCCCCGCACGCUCCCCCGCACUCCCAACGCCGACCCACAACUUACCCCAGCGCGCGCUCCUGGGGGGAGGGAGGGGUGGCCUCUUACCCCUCCACCGGAAGUGGGGGGAACUCCGGGCAAGAGGGACCGAAAGACCCGGGAAACGACCGAGGAGCGGUCCCGGUGAAAGAGGAGAGCCCCUCUGGGCGCUGGAGUGAAGCGUUCGCUCUUUCCACUCCCCCCCUCCCCCGGCGUCCGAGCCCGGCCAGCGGAACCUCGGCCCCGGGGCCAGCCCGCGCUUUUGGCGGGGGAGGGGGAGGGGAGAGGAGGGGAAGAGGCGGAGGGAAAGACAGCUGGUGCGAGCUGCAAAGAGCCGGCUUGAGUCGGCCCCACCCCCUCAUUGGGGACGCCGCGAGACGUCACGAGGUUGGGCUUCCCCUGUACUCUCCCCUCCCCCCCGCAGGGGCUAGGUUCCCGGGGCUCGCGCCAGGCCCCGCCCCUUCGCCCCUCUAUAAAAGGGCGAGCGGGCAGCCGGGGGUUCCCAGACGUGCGAGUGCGCGGGCCAGUGCGGUAUGUUUUAAUGCUAACGGUUCGGAUGAGGGAGUUGGAGCUCGCUCGGAAGUAGGUGAUGGCAGAGGCCUCUUGGUGAUGCCUGGGAGGGAGCAGAAACCCCUCAGCGCAGGAGUAUUUCACCUGGAAUCUGUAUCCGAACUUGGAUGGAAAAAAAAUAUGAACUCUUAA